Messenger RNA from Schistocerca piceifrons (Central American locust), 1182 nucleotides. Its product is annotated as apical junction molecule-like. The transcript has a single exon. NCBI's taxonomy places the organism in Eukaryota, Metazoa, Arthropoda, Insecta, Orthoptera, Acrididae. Bases 1 to 1182 code for a protein of 393 amino acids. The record is from RefSeq and is a predicted model, not a curated record.
AUGGCAGCUCAACUUGAGUGUACAGCUCAACUUGAGUGUACAGCUCAACUUGAGAGGAAAUCUCAACCUGAGAGGACACAUCAACCUGAGAGGACAGCUGAACUUGAGAGGACAGCACAACUUACGAGGACAGCAAAGCUUGUGAGGACAGCAAAGCUUGUGAGGACAGCAAAGCUUGUGAGGACAGCACGGCUUGCGAGGACAGCAAGGUUUGCGUGGACAGCACGGCUUCCGAGGACAGCACGGCAUGCAAGGACAGCACGGCUUGCAAGGACAGCACGGCUUGCGAGGACAGCACGGCUUGCGAGGACAGCACGGCUAGGGAGGACAGCACGGCUCGCGAGGACAGCACGGUAUGCGAGGACAGCACGGCUUGCGAGGACAGUACGGCUUGCGAGGACAGCACGGCUUGCAAGGACAGCACAGCUUGCGAAGACAGCACAGCUUGCGAGGACAGGACAGCUUGCGAGGACAGCUCAACUUGAGAGGACAGCUCAACUUGAGAGGACAGCUCAACUUGAGAGGACAGCUCAACUUGAGAGGACAGCUCAACUUGAGAGGACAACUGAACUUGAGAGGACAGCUCAUCUAGAGAGGACAGCUCAUCUAGAGAAGACAACUCAACUUGAGAGGACAGCUCAACUUGAGAGGACAGCUCAACUAGAGAUGACAGCUCAACUAGAGAGGACAGCUCAACAUGAUAGGACAGCUCAACAUGAUAGGACAGCUCAACUUGAGAGGACAGCUCAACUUGAGAGGACAGCUCAACUUGAGAGGACAGCUCAACUUGAGAGGACAGCACAACCUGAGAGGACAGCACAACUUGAGAGGACAGCUCAACUUGAGAGGGCAGCUCAACUUGAGAGGACAGCUCAACUUGAGAGGACAGCCCAACUUGAGAGGAAAGCACUACUUGAGAGGAAAGCACAACAUGCGAGGACAGCAAAGCUUGCGAAGACAGCACGGCUGGCGAGGACAGCACGGCUUGCGAGGACAGCAAGGCUUGCGAUGACAGCUAAGCUUGCGAGGACAGUACAGCUUGCGAGGACAGCGCAGCUUGCGAGGACAGCACAGCUUGCGAGGACAGCACAGCUUGCGAGGAUAGCACAGCUUGCGAGGACAGCACGGCUUGCGAGGACAGCACAGCUUGCGAGGACAGCACAGCUGGCGAGGACAGCAUAG